AUGCCUAUCGUGUCAAUUAAAGCUCGUCAAAUUUAUGACAGUCGUGGAAACCCCACUGUUGAAGUUGAUCUGACAACUGAGAAGGGUCUGUUUCGGGCAGCUGUCCCAAGUGGGGCAUCCACCGGCAUCUAUGAAGCUGUAGAGUUGAGAGAUGGAGGCAACAACUACAUGGGAAAAGGUCAUUGUUU
Candidula unifasciata is the source of this 188-nucleotide messenger RNA. The record is from the annotation of a GenBank genome assembly. NCBI's taxonomy places the organism in Eukaryota, Metazoa, Mollusca, Gastropoda, Stylommatophora, Geomitridae.